AUGUUGCGAUUCAUCAUCAGAAAUAAUCGAGGACACUUCAAGGAAUGCAAGCGAUACGUGUCGGCUAAAACGACAAUCGGCCAAAGCGAGCUCGUCUUAACCGCCGGGGAAAUCGCGCGGUUUGCCGACAGCGCUGUUGUUGCGUCGACAGGCGAUAAUGCGGUUUUGGCAACGUGUGUUUAUCAAGAUGCUGGCCAAGAAACUGACGGCGUGCCUUUAACAGUUGACUUCCGACAAAGUGCGGCGGCUCUUGGAAGAAUACCGAUGAACUUCCUGAGAAAAGAAAUGUCUCAAACGGACAACGACAUCCUUACAAGCCGUGUCAUCGAUCGAGCGUUGAGGCCAAUGAUCAGCAAAAGUUGGACAAACCCUACAGCGAUAAACAUCAAGCCAAUGGCUCUCGAUGAGGAUUGCGACGGGAUAAUUUUGGGCCUUAAUGCUGCAGCUUGUGCUCUACAUCUUUCUUCCGUUCCGCUAAUAAAUCCAGUGGCCAGCGUUCGAGUAUCCAUUAUAAACGAUGAGAUUAUGCUAAAUCCACCGAGACAUCGACUUUCCGAAGGAAUGAGCAUGGUUUUAGCGGGAACACGCGCUGAACGAGCAGUGAUGAUUGAAAUGGAGGGGCCACAAGUUACUAUUGAACAAGUUGAAGAAGCUAUAACCCAAGGAUUAUCUGGAGUAGACCAACUACUCGAUCAGAUGGAUUCUUUGAAGAAAAGUGCCGGCAAACCGAAAUUAGAAAUUGAGAGUGUGCGCAAUGUUCGCGUUGAAAAGAAUCUUUAUGAAAAAAUACGCAUUAUGGCCGAGGAGCGAUUAGAAUACAUCUUCACCGAUCCUACGCAUGAUAAGAUCUCUCGGGAUGAUGCUAUAAAAGAAGUUCGAAAAGAUGUUUUGGCUUCAUUUGACGAUUUUGCCGAGACAAGUCGAGAGUUCAACAAAUUGGUGCGCUACACUUUAAGACGACUAACGAUUAACAGUGGAAUACGAUGUGAUGGGCGUGGAGUACAAGAUUUUCGCCCGAUCUCUAUUAAAGUUGACGUUUACAAGAAACUACACGGAUCAGCCCUUUUCCAACGAGGACAAACACAAGUAUUCUCUACGGUCACAUUCGAUAGUCCGGCUGCCGCAUUUCAUCCGGAUUCUAUAUCUCAACUAUUGGGCGCUCAACAACGAAAAUCUUUCAUGCUUCACUACGAAUUUCCUGGAUUUGCCACAAACGAAAUCAGCUCAAAUCGAGGCUCGAAUAGACGAGAAAUUGGACAUGGUUUCCUUGCCGAGAAAGCCUUGAAACAUGUGAUUCCCGACCAUUUUCCAUAUGCAAUCCGUAUUUCAAGCCAGGUUUUGGAAUCAAAUGGAUCAUCUUCAAUGGCAAGUGCAUGCGCGGGCUCUUUAGCUUUGUACGACGCAGGCGUCCCGUUGAAAGCCCCAGUUGCAGGUGUUGCAAUCGGCCUAAUGACCAACGAUGAGAAGCCAGAUGAAAAAUAUCAAAUUUUGACAGACAUUUUGGGAAUUGAAGAUUAUCUUGGCGAUAUGGAUUUCAAAAUAGCUGGUACGUCUAACGGGUUCACCUCAAUGCAAAUGGACGUAAAAAUCCCUGGGUUAACUCGGAAACAAUUGAGCGAAGCAAUACGACGAGGAAAAUCGGGUGUCGACUUCAUGUUAUCAAAGAUGGCGAACGCACAAGAAAAUCCUCGGAACGAAUUCAAAUCGAGUGUUCCAGUGCUGGAGACACUAAAAGUCGAUCCCUACAAACGCUCGAACAUAUUCCGAAAUGGUGGCCUGAUAGCAAAGACGAUUGAGGCAGCGACUGGUGUUAGGAUAUCGAUUGAUGAUGAAACUCAACUUGCCUUAACAGCACCAAGUAGAAAAAGAAUGGACGAAGCAAAGGAAAUGCUUAACAAAUUGUUAAUGGAAUCAACGGUAGAAGACUAUAAUUUUGGACAAUUGGUGCAAGCCGAAGUUACGGAGGCGAUUGAUCGAGGUGUUUUGGUUCGUCUUCAAACGGGAGCGCAAACUCAUUUCAUCCCUAACUCCCAACUAAGCAACUUGCCAAUAAAACAUCCAUCGGCUGCUGGAAUUGAUGUUGGACAAAAACUAACAGUUCAAUGGUUGGGCCGGGAUCCACAAACAGGAAAGGUUCGGCUCUCAAAACGUCUCGUUGGAAGCGCGAGUGUUAUUUCGCGGAUAAAUCCCAAAACGAAG
Messenger RNA from Mesorhabditis belari, 2199 nucleotides. The record is from the annotation of a GenBank genome assembly. Lineage: Eukaryota; Metazoa; Nematoda; Chromadorea; Rhabditida; Rhabditidae.